Molecule: messenger RNA, 736 nt
Organism: Tachyglossus aculeatus (Australian echidna)
Lineage: Eukaryota; Metazoa; Chordata; Mammalia; Monotremata; Tachyglossidae
Gene: HDDC3
Product: HD domain containing 3
Exons: 4
Coding region: 1-552 (183 amino acids)
Molecular function (GO): guanosine-3',5'-bis(diphosphate) 3'-diphosphatase activity
Source: RefSeq, a predicted model, not a curated record
AUGAGCGGGGCGGCGGGGGCGGCGGUGCUGCUGCUGGUGGACGCCGCCGACUUCGCGGCUCGGAAGCACCGUCGGCAGCGGCGGAAAGACCCCGAGGGCACCCCCUACAUCAACCACCCUAUCGGUGUGGCCCAGAUCCUCACCCAGGAGGCGGGAAUCACCGACGUGCAGGUGCUGCAGGCGGCCCUGCUGCACGACACGGUGGAGGACACGGACACGACGCCGGAGGAGCUGGAGCGGCGUUUCGGGGCGCAGGUGAGGGGCCUGGUGGAGGAGGUGACGGACGACAAGACGCUGCCCAAGCUGGAGCGGAAGCGGCGGCAGGUGGAGAGCGCGGGGCGCAGCAGCCGCGGCGCCAAACUGGUGAAGCUGGCCGACAAGCUCUACAACCUGCGGGACCUCCGGCGCUGCACCCCCGUCGGCUGGUCUGAGCAGCGGGUCCAGGAGUACUUCGAGUGGGCGGCCCAGGUGGUCAGGGGCCUAAGGGGGACGAACCCGCAGAUGGAGGCCGCCCUGCAGCAGCUGUUUGAGGAGCGGGGCAUCCCGCUCUGAACCCGAGCCGUCGCCUCCCCGGGAUAGUAGAAGACCCGCCGCCCAGGCCCGGCAGCCCCUGCCCAUUCACCCGGUCCCGGUCGGCCUCACACCAGAGGCGUCGGGGAUGCUGCUCCCGAGACCCGGGCCGCCGACUCCGGGUGGCUCCUACCCAGCGGGUGAAAUAGAUCCUGGUGGAAACGUU